This is a messenger RNA of Canis lupus familiaris (dog), 1612 nucleotides long. RefSeq names its product CD151 molecule (gene CD151). The coding region runs from base 145 to 903 and encodes 252 amino acids. The transcript is spliced from 9 exons. Lineage: Eukaryota; Metazoa; Chordata; Mammalia; Carnivora; Canidae. The record is from RefSeq and is a predicted model, not a curated record. Gene Ontology annotation, cellular component: membrane.
GCCGCGCAGUCUCCGCACCCCGAGCCACCGCCCCCAUCGCCCCUCCCCGCCCGCCCCGCCGACUCCGACGCGUGGCCGUGGAGGCUCUUAGGGAACUUCCGUCCACCUGUCUUAGAGAGGAGCCAGUCUCCACCAGCAGCCAGGAUGGGGGAGUUCAAUGAGAAGACGACAUGUGGCACCGUCUGCCUCAAGUACCUGCUCUUCACCUUCAACUGCUGCUUCUGGCUGGCUGGUCUGGCCGUCAUGGCAGUGGGCAUCUGGACGCUGGCCCUCAAGAGUGACUAUAUCAGCUUGCUGGCCUCGGGCACCUACCUGGCCACAGCCUACAUCCUGGUGGUGGCUGGCGUUGUCGUCAUGGUGACUGGCGUUCUGGGCUGCUGUGCCACCUUCAAGGAGCGGCGGAACCUGCUGCGCCUGUACUUCAUCCUGCUCCUCAUCAUCUUUCUGCUGGAGAUCAUUGCUGGCAUUCUGGCCUACAUCUACUACCAGCAGCUGAACGCUGAGCUCAAGGACAACCUGAAGGACACCAUGACCAAGCGGUACCACCAGCCAGGCCAUGAGGGUGUGACCAGUGCUGUGGAUAAGCUGCAACAGGAGUUCCACUGCUGUGGCAGCAACAACUCACAAGACUGGCGGGACAGUGAGUGGAUCCGCUCGGGCCAGGCGGGCGGCCGUGUGGUUCCCGACAGCUGCUGCAAGACUGUGGUGCCUGGCUGUGGGCAGCGGGACCACGCCUCCAACAUCUACAAGGUGGAGGGUGGCUGCAUCACCAAGCUGGAGACCUUCAUCCAGGAACACCUGAGGGUCAUCGGCGCUGUGGGCAUUGGCAUCGCCUGUGUGCAGGUCUUUGGCAUGAUCUUCACAUGCUGCCUGUACAAGAGCCUGAAGCUGGAACACUACUGAGCAUGGGUGUACCACUGUGUAUGCCGCAGCCUCGCCACCUGACUACUGAGCUGACACUACUGAGGGCCAGGAGCUGGGCUUCCAGGAUGCUGCUCCUUCCCCCCUCCCCACUCUGCCAGGGAGGGUGCGUUCUUAAGCCCAUGUGCACAUCCCCAAACCAUCACCAUAACCUCUGGGGAUCCCCACCCUCAGAGGGAGCUACAAGUGCCUUUCUCUGCAGACCAAAGGCCUGAAGCUUGCCCCCCCAGGGUGGGGAAGGAGCAGUACCUCUGCCUGUGAGUGGGGUCACAGGACCUUGGGGUUCCUGAUGCCUGCGCUCAGCUGGAGGGGCGGACCCACUCUAGGAUGCUCCUAGACCCCCAGAUGUUCCCAUGCAGUCUAAGGAGGACUUGGCUGGGUGGGGUAGGUGAAGGGAGUACAGGACACCUGCAUGUGAGGAGUCCCAGGUGUCCGCAGAUCCCUGGGAAAGCCAAGUAAGCCCGGUCCUGCCCUGGGGGUCCUGGGCCUCUUGUCCUGAAGUCUCUGCUGCCCGAGCCUCUGCUUGGACUUCCCCACCUCUCUCCCCAAAGGCCACACAUUUACUUGUCCACAGUCCUCUCUCCUUCCCAGAAGCAGGGGGGUUUGUGGGUUUUAUUCACUGCUGUUAUCACAAAUGCCUAGAACUGCUCGUGCCACACAAUAGGCGCUCAAUAAACGUUUGUGGAAUGGA